GUGUGAAGAAGAGUGCCGCUACAGUGUGAAGAAGAGUGCCGCUUCAGUGAAAACGAUGCCACAGACGGUACCUACGGCCGUUGGCUUUUCGCCAACCUUCGACUACACGACCUUCCAGUUUGACCUGUCCCUUCUUCCAGAUGACUAUGGGGUUCUGAAUAAUCAGAACACCCUAAAAAUACCCCAAAUCAAGCAAGAAGCUUGUUCACCUCGGCCAGGUUCACCGACCACCUACCCCAGUCCUCCAUAUCCAGGCCUUGGUGGAGAACUGUCUCCAAAUUAUUCCAGAGACGCCUCCCCAGCCUACCCUACCAGUCCCUACUACGUUCCCCAAAGUCCCCAAAGUGCCCAAUUUGACCCAACAAGUCCAGAACCCAUGAAACAACCUGUCAAGAGAGAGAAAAGCCUUGACCUGCUGGCCAUUCUACAAGAAUCAAGACUACUUGCUGAAAGUCUGGGAUACAAAGAAGACUCAACAGACUGCACAGUGCCUUGCACACCCCCUCGAACCGAAGAAGACAUCUACAACAGUCUAGACACAGACUUUUUUCCAAAAAAAGAGUCGCAUCCCAUUCUGAAGGAAAUCCUCUUCAAAGAAGAGCCUUGCUCUUCAUCCUCUUCCUCAAAUUCAUCAUCAGCUUCUAUUUCUUCCCCAGCUUCGACAAUUUCAUCAUCGGCUUCCUCUCCAGCCUCUGUUGAAUUCGAAAGAUCUCCCCUUCGAGAACUUCUUUUCAGAGGGAGUCAAAGAGACCUUGCAGAAGAGACAUCAGCUGUCUUGAAGAUUGAAAAAAUUCAGGAAGAUCCUGUUCAGUCAAAAAUUGGAAACCCUCUAGAAAAGGAGGAAGAAUUAUUCAGCGACGUAAGGAAAAGUGACCAUCAGUUGUUGAGGGAAGUCCUUCGGGACACCAGCUUCCAGAGGAAGUACAAUCUGAGACCUGUGGAUCUCGCAGGUCUUGGAACUGGAUUUGUCGAGGACAUGGAAGCUGGAGAAUGUGUUGCUGAUCUUACGAGAGAGCAAAUUGAACCCGUACUUAGCCUUGCGAUCCAGCAGCUUCAGAAGGACUUCGACAACACUUGCGUGGCCCUCGGCAUCCAUCCUGAACCUCGCCGCUGGAGUGCGGCUGACGUCGCAGCUUGGGUGCAGUGGGCUAGAAGGCAAUUGCAGCUACCCUCUGUGCCUGUAGAAAGUUUCAACGUUGAUGGUGCUACUUUAGCGUCCCUCACUGAAGAAGAAUUUUGCAGGAGAGCGCCACAGUGCGGCAGUCUGCUACACGCUCAGUUGGAAAUCUGGAAAGCAGCGGUGGAGGAAUCGCCCAGAAAUACCUUAGCUGCCUCGUGGAGUCCGGCGGGAGUAGUUCAGGCGCCAGGAAGUGGAAGCGGAAGCACAUCUUCCUCUGUAGGAAGCACCGGUCCAGCCAGUGUCAAAGGAUCCUGUUCCAUGGAUUAUUCCGACGAUGAAGACGAUGAAUCCGUAUCCACUCAAGCAGUGGCUGGUGGAAAAAUGCGAAAUGGAGGCUCCCACAUCCACCUUUGGCAGUUCCUAAAAGAACUCCUGCAAAGUCCCGGUGUUCACGGAUCCUGCAUCCGUUGGUUGGACCGCAGCAAGGGUGUCUUUAAAAUCGAAGACUCAGUUCGAGUAGCUAGACUCUGGGGCAAAAGAAAAAACCGACCCGCAAUGAACUACGACAAAUUAAGCCGCAGCAUUCGACAGUACUACAAAAAAGGUAUCAUGAAGAAAACAGAACGCAGUCAGAGGUUAGUCUACCAAUUCUGUCAUCCCUAUUGUCUUUAAAAGAGACGAGGGCUUCAGAACUCGCCGUUCCAAUAUCACGAUCAUCGAGUUUUAUCUUCGUUAUUGUAUAACCCAAAAAGAGUCUCAUCAGGGCCAGGAAAAAAUUACUUCCUAAUUCAGAUUCUCAUCCUGCUGGUUUAUCAGAAACCGAGUUCCCACGUCUAUCCAAAAGGAAGCUCUCCUCUUAAUUCUGUUUCUCGAUCUUGAGUCGAUCUGGAUCCAUCUUAAGUGGCUAAGAUCAAGAACUAGAUCCAGAAUCUAAAUCUGAUCGCGAUUUGGAAUCCAGAUCGAGAAUUGAAUGAAACGGCUGAAACUUCCGAGUCUUCCCGCCUCGCGGAAAGAUCCAAGUGCAAAGACCCAGAAAUUUGUUUGUUUGAAUCAGUCAAUUUUGCUGAAGCAAACAGAUUCUUUUCUUGGUAAACAAAAUGAUUGUAUGUCUCUGUGUGUGACAGUCUCUAAUGAUAGUGUGUUUGAAUCUUUGUAAAUCUUGUGUGAAUCUGUAAUUUCGAAAAAGGUGUUUCUGAUGCGGAGGUCGCCAAAAAGAAUCCGCCGAGUUUGCAUUAUUCUCGAGAAUAAUGUCAAGCGACGGUUGGGUACCAACGUGUAUGCCCGGUUUGGGCGCUUAAUUAAUUUAAAAAAAAAAUCUCGUUACUCAUUCCUUAUCGAUACUCUCGAUCGAUUUGAUUGCGUUUCCAGGUUGUUUGGCUCAAAGCACAGCCUUGUCUCUUUCUCAACUUAGGGUAAGUCGUAAUAACGCGCGAGAGCUCUGUGACGGUAUGCUGAGCCCUUUCGGCGAGAUCAGAGCGGGAGGUACGUCCCGCGAAUGUUUUUUUAUUUAAUAUCAAUCAGCUGCUGAGGUUUACACAUCACUCGGAAAAAUAUUCAUCUUGAACCAAAGAAACCGUUUCUUCAAAAUAAUUUUUGUCUUUGAACUAAAGAUAAGUUCAAAAUAAAGAAAAUUAUUAAAUAUGAAACAGAAAUUUUCAUUGGAAGACUAAAACUUUGCUUUAAAUGAGAGCCAGUGAAUGUUUUUCUUUGACUCAAAGAAUCUUUCUUCAGAGUGAUGAAAAGGAUGAUGGAGUCUCUUCUCACGUUUGCUUGCUGGUCCCUUUCGCGAGCCCCACAGGUCACAAUUCCAGCGAUCUUAGCGCGCGGAACAUUUCGCUGCUGCUUGAUCGCCUCUGAUGCUUUUCCAAAAUCUUGCUUUUUGAAUCCCUGACACAAAAAUAAAUAGUCUUAAAAAGAAAUUAAAGUAAUUAUUUAAACCUUGCAGACCCGUCUUAAAUUUAUCGAACAAAGAUCUAGAGAUUCGAAAAGGGGGAAAUUAAAAUAAACGUUCAUACUCGAGAGGUAAUAUAAUUUUUAUUGUUUUCUCGACAUUAAAAUUUAAUAAAAAUGCGUGACUUUGUUGCAGAGUAGUAAACAAUGUUCACCCAUAAUUUCUGACGCAUGAUAGCAUCUUGAUUAUCUCGUGGCUCAUAUCUCAGAUUUAUUACAUUUUCAAUUAAAUUUGUCCUUUCCUAAUAAAUUAUGGUCUUCAUUACAUUUACGUCUCUUUUUAUUCCAAGAUUUUAUGUGACUGAGUUGCAAAAUUUUUAUUGAAGUGUAUUCCUUUGACCUAAGAAGUCAGCGUCGUGUGGAGAAUUUCCUUUCACGCAUGCCUCCGUGCAAAAUUCUCAGGACUCGAUUUUAUCAGAGAUAUCGAUCUGCAAUCGAUUCUCGGAUGCCUGAGGGUUUUUAAAACUAAAAUUUAUAUUUUAAAAGGGAAUGAUUUUGGAAAAGCGCAUGUGCCAGGGCUUGAUUAUGCGACUGGGAUCGGUGAUUUUGGUCCCAUAUAUCUAUGAUAUAUUAAACAUUGUAUGUUCCAUGAACGAUUAGUGUUUAAGAAUAAAUAGUAUUUAAGUUUUCUGGCUCACGUGGGCCGGUUUUAUUGAUAUCUUAUUUUCCGAAAUUCAUCCAUUAUUUUAAUAUUUUAUGCAAUAGGCUGUAAGCAUGCUUCCAUAAUUUAAAUUUUUUCAUUCCAAUACCUAAAUGUAAAGGAAUCGUUGAUACUUCUGUUUUUCGUAGAUUAGCCUUUUUUUUCUCAAUUAUUUAAUUAUUUUAUUGUAUUUAAUUUAAUUUCGACGACUUGGUCGCGUGUAACAAAGUUUUUCGUUAUUUCUUGUAUAUAAUUAUUUUAUAGUUAUUUUAUGUUUGGUAGGAAGGCUUUUUUAUUUUUAGUCACUUUUGAGUUUUUCCAACUUAACUAGGAAAUUCCAAGGCUCGGACUCACGUCACUAUUGACAAUUUUUGAUACUUUUUUAACGAAAUAACUAUUUUGGUAUUUUUCUUUUUUAAAUGAUACUCAUGCUACCAUUUUUUCUCACAUUGCUCGAUAAUAUAAUACUUUUUCCACUUUGUUUUUAAAAAUAUUUUCAAAUUUCUUUGCUGAUUAUCUAAAAUAACAUAUCUUUCAUAUAAAAAUCGGAAAUUUCCAAAGCUUCAAGAUUUUUUAUAUUUCCAAAAAUUAAUAUCGGGUUCUGAAAAUUUCUUAAGAUUUCAAUGGAUUUUAAGAGAGAGUGCAACCUAAAGAGGAUAAUCAUUAAUUAAUGACACUAAUGCAUGUAAAAUAAUUAAUUAAAUAAAAUAAAUAGUUCAUAAACUACACGUGUUAAUACAUUCAAAGAAAAAUAAACUUUUUCUUCGAUUUGUGCUCUUAACUCAUCAUUAUUCACUGUAUCUUUAAUUAUCUACUGCAAGCAGGUUUGCGCUAUUUGUAUUUUUUUUUUAAUAUUUGAAAAAUGUUCAUAAAAAAGUUUUCAAACUUUUUUGCUGAUUGUCUAAAAUAACAUAUCUUCCAUCUCAAAAAUUGAAAAUUUUAAAAGAUUUCGAGAUUUUCAAUAUAUAACUUAAAUGGGUUCCUGGAAAUUCCCCAACAUUCAAAAAAUCUCAAUCGGUUUUAAGGGAGAGUGCAAUCUACAGAGGAUAAUCAUUAAUUGAAUAUAUUCGUCUUUGUAAAAUAAUAAAUUCAAUUCAAUAAAUAGUUCAGAAACUACACGUGUUAAAACAUCAUAAUUAAAAUUAAUUUUUUUUAUUUGUGCUCCUAAUUCAUUAUUAUUCACUCUAGCUUACAUUAUCCACUGCAAGGAGGUUUCCGCUAUUUUAAAAUCUUGUGAAGGAUUAAAAAAAUUUCCAACAAACAGUUUUUCAAACUUUUUCUCUGAUUUAUGAAAAAUCUGAAAUUUUAAAAAAUUUCAAGAUUUUCAAUGUUUAAUCUAAAUAGAUUUUAAGGGAGAGUGCAACCUACAGAUGAUAAUCGUUAGUUAAAGAUAUUAAUUAAUGUUAAAUAAUUAAUUUAAUUUUAUGAAUAGUUUAUAAACUAUACGCGUUUAUACAUUAAAAUUAAGAUUAAUUUUUAUAUUUUCAUCUGUGUUCUUAAUUAAUUAUUAUCCACUGUAGCUUUCAUUAUAUAUUGUACGGAGGAUUGCGCUAUCUUACCAAAUUUUAAAAGAUUAAACAAAAUUCCAGCGGGGUUUUAAAAAUCAAUAAUUUCAACGGAUUUUAAGAGAUUUCAAGAAAUUUAG
Belonocnema kinseyi is the source of this 5355-nucleotide messenger RNA. RefSeq names its product DNA-binding protein D-ETS-4-like (gene Ets98B). Gene Ontology annotation, biological process: regulation of transcription by RNA polymerase II; cell differentiation. The transcript has 6 exons. Gene Ontology annotation, molecular function: DNA-binding transcription factor activity, RNA polymerase II-specific; sequence-specific DNA binding. Gene Ontology annotation, cellular component: nucleus. Bases 56 to 1792 code for a protein of 578 amino acids. The record is from RefSeq and is a predicted model, not a curated record. Lineage: Eukaryota; Metazoa; Arthropoda; Insecta; Hymenoptera; Cynipidae.